This is a messenger RNA of Chaetomium fimeti, 3369 nucleotides long. RefSeq names its product Pyoverdine/dityrosine biosynthesis protein-domain-containing protein. The transcript has 8 exons. NCBI's taxonomy places the organism in Eukaryota, Fungi, Ascomycota, Sordariomycetes, Sordariales, Chaetomiaceae. Gene Ontology annotation, molecular function: iron ion binding; monooxygenase activity; oxidoreductase activity, acting on paired donors, with incorporation or reduction of molecular oxygen. The record is from RefSeq and is a predicted model, not a curated record. Bases 1 to 3369 code for a protein of 1122 amino acids.
AUGUUCGUGCUCAUCGCCGAGGUGGCCAUCCUGGCAGCCUUGUUCAUCGCCCUUGUUUACUUCGUCUUCCUCCUCCCACCAAAGUACCCAACCAACAUCCCCGCCGUCCCGUUUUGGGUCGCCCUUUUGCCUUUCUUCAAGGAUGUCGACCAAUCGGAUAUUUUCCGCAAGUACAUUGAACAACCGCUCAAGACACACGGCGCCGUGAAGCUCUUCUUCGGGGCACAGUGGAACAUUUUGGUGCACAAACCCUCCUACGUUGCGGAGAUCUUCAAAGACGAGGACCUUUACCAGAAGAGCGGGAACCAGAAGAAGAUUCCCCACAGUGUGCUUGCCGAAUUCCUCGGGGACAACAUUAUCUCUAGCCACGGGGAGGUGUGGAAAAACUACCAAUCCGUUGUCAAGCCGGGAUUGCAGAGGAAUUUCGAGGCGGAGAAGAUCGCCUACAACGCAGACCGCUUAUGUGAGUUUCUCAAGGAGGCCCAGUUCCGAGCAGGGGACGGGGGUGUUCCUGUGCAAGAUCUUUUGCAACGGUACUCGGUAGCGAAUUGCUCUGAGGUGGUGCUCCAAACGAAUCUCGACGCUCUGACGUCGGCGAACGCGCCUAUCAAUGUUCUACAGAGCGCCGUAAAGCGGGAGAUCUUCAAGCCCAUUUUCAUGAAUUUCCCCAUUCUCGACCGGUUCCCGUUCCCCAGCCGCACCAGGGCGCGCCAGGUGGUCGAUAGGUUCAAGAACGAGCUCAAGCGUGCGCUCGUCGAGAGCCAGAAACACAGCCCUCUUCCCGCUUCUGACGGGUUGGGGCAGCGGAUGCUGGAUGCCAGGGAGUCCGGUGUCUGGGGUGAACAACAACUCCUGGACAAUCUCACCGUUGCCUUCGUGGCAGGCCAAGAGAAUCCCCAACUGUGCAUGAUCUCUACGUUGUAUCUCUUGGCAAAACACCCGGAGGCGCAAGCCAGGCUUUACGCCGAGGUCCAGACCAAGGGAUCGGACCAGUCCCGCUUUGACCCGGACGCUCUGCAGGAAUUGCCCUUCUUGACAGCGGUGAUUUACGAAAGCCUGCGCCUCUUCCCGCCGAUCGGACAGCUGGUCAAUCGGAAGGCGAGCCAGGACGCCUUGUUGGGGGGUGACAUUGUCAUACCCAAGGGAACUUAUCUCGGCUAUAACUGCUACUCGACCAACAGGGAUUCGGCCGUUUGGGGGCCGCGCGCUGACGACUUUGAUCCGAGUCGGUGGGGAGACUCACCGGUCACUAUCCAGAAGCAGUACCGACUACGAAGGGCGAAGGCUGAGUUCAUUAGCUUUCACGGCGGGCGCCGUGCAUGCCUAGGCGAGAAAUUUGCCAUGUUGGAGAUGAGGAUCACGAUAGCCACCCUUGUCCGGGAAUGGAGUUGGACAUUGGACCCAACCUGGGUUGAUAGGAAGACCCCCAGGCAGGCAUCAAUUCCCGCAGAUCUAUACUCGAUAAGGGCAAGUUGGAUCAAGUUGGAGGGAUUAACAGCCUCGUCUUCACGUGUACACCAGCCACAUGCAAGCAGGAUGGGUAGGCGCCAGCCAGCUUCCAGCCUCUUUGGUAAGCCGCAAGCCAGUGUACAUACCUUCGCAGCCAUUACCAUGGAGUUCUCCAACGAAGGACAAUCUUUCUACCAUCGCUUCCAAGGCUCUUUCAUCCAGGGAAGGGACGGGAGGCUUGUGCACAGCACUGGUCCUCGCCAGCAAUGGGUUCAUGCCAACUGGGAAGCAAUUCAGUCCGGCUCCCAAUCGUUUCAAAACUCGGACGUCAAGAUUUACCACAACUGUCAGGCGGCCCAGCGCAACAACACGGCCGUCAUGGUCAACAACCGACUUCCCCAAUCCAACGACAUGGCCUUCGAAGAGUUCUUCGUGCAGUUAAUCCUCGAUCAAGCGGACCUUUGCAUACGUUCUGGGGCCUUACGGACCACGGAAAGCGACCUGGUGACAGAGCAGAUCGUGGAUCUUUUCGACAGUUAUCUCAGGUACCAGGGCAAGGGCGACAGAUGGGCGCUGGGUGGGAGGACCUACUUCGCUGAGCGUAUCAGGCACUUUACAGACCAGAACGCCCCCGUUGAGCUUUGCCUGCCGGCCUUUCCCUGCAAGUCGUCCAACGGAGACAAGGUGACCGGGCCGGAUCCGGACCGGGGUGAGGAACUUGCGCUCGAGCGGCUUCACGGAUUUGUCGAGGCCGUCGAACGAGUAUACCAGCCUGGCGCCAAGAUGUGGGUGAUUAGCGACGGCCAUGUCUUCAGUGACUGUAUCGGUGUCAACGACGCCGAUGUGGACGCGUAUGGCGAGAAGCUGAAGGAGAUGAACCAUGCCGUUGGUGCCCGGAGAGGCAACACCGACCGUGUUGGGUUCAAGUCUCUCGUCGACCUGUUCCGGCUCGCGACUGUCGCAUCCGACGAGGGACUCUCUAACCUCACCCGGCGACUCAACAUUCCUACCAUCGACCAUCAUGUAAACACCGAGGUGACUGAGGAAGCCGAGUUGUGCCGGCGAAUCUUGAUGGCGGGGUGCGGCCCGCGAAAGUCAGCUGUCCGCGCCAAGAUCGACUCCAAGGACCCGGCCAUCACGGCACUUUAUCGUGGUUUCUCGCGGUUCAUGCUGGAGGACCUGGAGUACCACCCAGACACCCAAAACAAGAGCAAGUCGCAGCAAAAAAAGCUGUCCUCCAAGGUGGCAUUUGAGAUGAUCAUGAUGCUGUUCCCGAACCACGUCCGGCUGUCCAUCCAUGCACACAAUAACGCCGGCCCCAAGUUCGGCAUCCAGCUCUUUGACCCGUCCCAGGUCCGCGCCGUCGAGGCACUGUCGGCGGACGGUGAGCUCAUGACCUCGCUUGAUCUGCUACACAUCCCCACGCCGUGGCACAACUCCGUAGUGCAACUGGCCGACAGCGAUGUCGUUCUCGUGACCAAGGCCAAGCUCGCGAGGGCGGCCCUGGCGGCGGAGACCAUGACGGGUGGGUUGGUGGAAGCUCGCAGCGGAAGGGCACACUUCGCGCUGGGGAAGAAGCCUACUUCUGUUGCUGGCGCUUCUCCCGCCUCUACCGCGUCCGCCGCACCCACUGUCCUCGGGCAGCCGGCGCAGACCGAGGCCGAGAAGGAGCCUACGGUGACAGUUACUGUGACCGUCAUGGCGGAAGAGGACUUCAAGGCCGAUGUCCCUCCCGCGCCCGGGAAGCUCCAGAAGCGUACGACGUUCUCGGAGAAGGCCGGCGCCGUUGUCGCCGCUGUGGUCCGGCGCAACACGGGCAGUCUGUCUGUUGCAGAGAAACCAUCCGGCCCGGCGAACCACAGCUCCUGGUUUGGAAGGCUGCGCUGGGUCUUGGCCCUCUUUUGGCCUCGGGGGCUAUGA